This is a messenger RNA of Triticum urartu, 10996 nucleotides long. NCBI's taxonomy places the organism in Eukaryota, Viridiplantae, Streptophyta, Magnoliopsida, Poales, Poaceae. The record is from RefSeq and is a predicted model, not a curated record.
CACGCGGGUGAAGGUAAGUUAGACUUACCAGUAGCACGGUACUGGAAAACGUGCUACUGCUACUUCCUUAGCAGUAGCGCGUGUACUAGAACGGCGCUACUACUAUACCUAGCUUGACGGCAAUGGUAUGGCCAAAAUAGUAGUAGCGCAUUCUCGGGGAGCCGCGCUACUGCUAUGUAUGUAGCAGUAGCGCCCUAGGUAACCACGCGCUAUUGCUAAUUAUCAGUAGCGCCUCUUUAUAACCAGCGCUACUGAUAAGCCUCCAUGUAUAAGGUUUUCCCUAGUAGUGACCUAGGCAUCGCUACGGGCGAGAAGGUCUCAUCAUAGUCAACCCCUUGAACUUGUCGAAAACCCUUUGCGACGAGUCAUGCUUUGUAGAUGUAAACAUUUCCAUCCACGUAUGUUUUCUUCUUAUAAAUCCAUUUGCAUUCUACCAAGUUCCAAACUUGAUUUUCAUACGUGGAUGCUAUCUUGGAUUUCAUAGCCUCGAGCCCUUUCCCCGGGUCAGGGCAUGCCAUUGCCUCUUUGUAAUGCCUAGGUUCAUCUUGAUCUAGCAAGAAUACUCCAUCCUCAUACCUCUAUGAUAGAGCAGGUAUUCUUCCAGUCCUACGUGGUUCAGUUACACACUUGACCGAAGGUUCUUCAUCACAUGAAGGUGCUUCCAGUUCAAGUGCAGGAGUAAGUUCUUGAAGAACUUCCAGCUCAAUCCUUUGUUUCGUCAGCAAGGAUUAUCCAAUCUUGUCAAGUUGUACUGUCCUCCCACUCACCACUUUUGCAAGAAAUUCUUUCUUGAGAAAUACUAUGUUCUUAGCUACAAACACUUUGCCUUCGGUUCGGGUUUAGAAGUAAUACCCAACGGUAUCCUUGGGAUAACUAACAAAGCAGCAUUUGUCUGAUUUGGGAUCAAGCUUGGUUGGUUGUAAACGCUUUACAUAAACAUCGCAUCCCCAAAUAUUAAUUAAAGACAAAUUGGGCUUCUUACCAUUCCAUAUCUCAUAUGGUGUCAUUUCAAUAGACUUAGAUGGUGCUAUAUUUAGUGUCAAAGCUGUAGUUUCUAAAGCAUAACUCGGAAAAAAUAGUGGCAGUUCAGAUAAUGACAUCAUCGAUCUAACAUGUCCAACAAGAUUCGAUCACGUGGCUCGGACACUCGAUUCCUCUGUUGUGUUCCUGGUGGCAUAUGUUGAGAAACAAUUCCGCAACUCUUCAGAUACUCGCUAAACUUGUUAGUCAAAUAUUCUCCUCCACGAUCCGAUUGUAGAAACUUGAUUUUUCUUGUUAUGAUGAUUUUCUACUUGAUUAUGAAAUUCUUUGAACUUUUCAAAUGUUUCAGACUUCUGUUUCAUUAAGUAGAUAUAACCAUAUCUACUCAAAUCAUCCAUGAAGGUAUGAAAGUAGAGAAAUCCACUGCGCGUCGGUAGACUCAUCAAACUACAUACAUCUGAAUUUAUUAUUUCUAACAAGUCACUCACCCGUUUCAUAUGGCCUGUGAACGGCGUCCUACUCAAUUUUCCCAUCAGACAAGACUCACAAUUAUCAAAUGAUUCAAAAUCAAAUGAAUCCAAUAUUACAUCACUAUGGAGCUUCUUCAUGCAUUUCUUUCUGAUGUGACCAAGAUGGCACUACCACAAAAAUGUGGUAUUUUUCUUAUGAGUCUGUUUAAGACGUUUAGCGUGAGUGUUAAAGAUUAGGUUCUCACUUUCAAGAUUCAUAAUAAACAAUCUAUUCUAAAUUGGUAAAUUGCCCUAAAAUAUAUUAUUCAUAUAGAUCGAACAACCAUUAUUCUCUGACUUAAAUGAAUAACCACCUUGCAAUAACAUGAUAUUGAUUUGAUGUUCUUGUAUGAGGCCGGAACAUAGUAAAAAUUUACCUAGUUCUAAUAUAAAUCUCAAAGGUAGAUGUAGUGGCAAAACGCUGACGGCUUUGACAGUAACUUUUACUCUGUUCCCAACGCAUAUCAUCACCUUGUCAUUUUCUAGACUUCUAGGCCUCUAUAGUCCCUACGUCGAGUUACAAAUAUGAGCAACUGAUCCUGUAUAUAAUACACAUGAAUUAUAGUGGACCAGCAAGGAACGCAUCAAUAACAUGUAUGACACUCAUACUUGAGCUGGAUUGUCCAUUCUUCUUAUUUUCUGCCAGAAACUAUUUCAAUUUCUCUUCCGAUACCCCUUUUGCUUACAGAAGAAACACUCUGUUUCAGAACUGGCACCUCCCUAGGGUUUUCAAGAAGCACUAGUCUCACUUGUCCUGUUAGAUUUACCCUUCUUCUUGGAUUUGCCCUUUUUCUUAAAAUGUGUUGUUUUGUUCACCAUCAUCACAUGAUUGGUGUCCUUAUACAUUGCAACUUUCGCACUCUUGAGCAUGUUCAACAAUUCAUUCACACCCUUGUCCAUCCCAUUCAUGUUAUACUUCAUGAUAAAGCCAUUGAAGCUUAGCGGGAGUGACAAUAGCAAAAGAUAAGUCCCCAACUCCGUAGGGAUCGCAAAACCAAGGGCCUGCAAUAUAUGUCGAUACCCAGCUAACUUGAGUAUGUGUUAGCUCAUUGGACUUCCCUCUUUCGUCUUGCAAUCAAGCAUAGCCUUGUUAUCUCAUAAGCGUCAUAGUUUAAAUCACUUUUGAAGUUCUGGCUAUAAGGUUGCAGGCAUGAUGCAUUGUACCGUGAUGUUGUCGUCAUUUUUCGACUGAUAAACAUUGUUAUCAUCCUCAGUGGCGCUCUCGCCAGGGGCUUCCCAACAAGUUGCUUCAAGAACAUAUUCUUUCUUAGCACUCUUGAGAACUAUUCUCAAAUUGCGAAACCAGUCUACAAAGUGUUUGGAAACAUAGUAGAAAAGAAAUUUUUUUUUGCCCUACGAACACCCAGGAACAAUAUGAAGACGCAUAUCAGGUUUGAAUCAACGGUCAUUACCGACUACAUAGUGCAGCGAAAGUAGACGAGUCAGUGUAAAACGUACUUGGAGUCCCUCGAACGUCGAUGACGAUACCAUGAACCCCCCUCGAACAAACCCUCGAACGGAAGACCGAAAGCACGACCUCUCUACUUGGUUGCAAGCGUACAAUCUUCAUGAUCCGGCAGCGCUUCGCCAUCCAGAGCUAAUCGUCGCCGGAGAAUUAGAGGGAGGAGAUUACAACCACAUGGGGCUUCUAAUUAUGAGAAUUAGAGGUCGCCAGGGCUAGCUCUACUUAGUCAACUAGGACCUACUAGAACUAAAACUAGAUCAACUAGAGGAGGCUCCAAAACUGGUGUCAUCAUAGGGUGGAAAUCCUCUAGUAUAUAUAGGUUUAGGAAAGAGGAGGGGGCAGCCACCAAGGCUCCAAAACGAGUUCGACGCCUCUGAUCACUUUGCUAAUUACUGUGGUUUCUAUGGUUAGAUUGGCAAAUUUUUACAAUUCCUACACACCAUAAGCAUGGCAGUUCAUGUUGUUGGUUUAUCUUGCGAGGUGUAUGAAACACGAGACUUUACUAGAAACCGCGAGCCCAAUCUAAAACUUGUGAGGCCCCCCGACUCGACCGUGCACUAAUCAUACGUGCAAAUACGCACGAUCAGGAUCAGAGACUCGCGAGAAGAUAUCACAACACAUGUCUAAUACAAAAAUUCAAACACAAAGCUUUAUAUUACAAGCCAGGGCCAUGACGGCUCGAUUACAUAAGUCGGUGAAAGCAACAAUAUCCGAGUACACACAUAAUUAGACAAGUUUUACUUAAGAUGGCUGAGCAAAAUAACAACGUCUAGAUCGAAAAAGCGCAGGCCUCCUGCCUGCGAGCCUUCUAUCUACUCCUGGUCAUCGAUCUCCAUGUAGUAGUAGGCUUCGUCGGGAUAGUAGUAGUAGUCAACGGUGCCAUCAGCUGGCUCCGGGGCUCCCUCAUCUGAUCGGAGCAGCCGGGUAGACGGGGAAAAGCUAGCAAAGCUACCGUGAGUACUCAUCCAAAGUACUCGCGAAACUUACAUCAGAUCUAUGCUAAGUAUGCAUCAGGAUCAAAGGGGAGGGGCCUUAUCUGUGGACUAUACUACAAAAUUUCUAGAAUAAAGGGGAAGGCCUAGCCUAUCGAAGACUAGCAUCUUGCAGCGUCUUGCAACAACUGAUGAGAGUAGAGUAACAUAUAAUAUAUAGUAACAAGUAUAUAUAUUAGUAACGCCCAGAGAUCCUUCCAUGACUACCCUGUGAGAAAGUGAUCCCGGAGCUAUCAUAAAAAUUUAGUAUCACAAGUAUCCAGUUGUAGUUGUAGUAGAUCGAGAUAGAACUCCGAGCGUCCGUUACUAUGGACACGGCUAUUCGAAUAGAUAUACUUCCCUGUAGGGGGUGCACCAUCUUACCCGUCACGCUCGAUUACGUCUGGCCAGACAUACUUUUCCAGGUCAUGCCUGGCCUCGGAUAAUCAACACGUCGUAGACCUACCUAGGCUCCAUAAAGAGGUCCCUGCCAGUCUACAUCCUAAGCGUAAAGGGGUCAUGGGCCAAUCGUCCUAACCGCUCCGGGUCGUUGCGCCUAGGGCAGACCCAGGCACCACCUCUGUCCUGGAUGGCGCCGAUCCAGCCGUGCCGCAAUGCUGAACUGGACGUCUGACAAAGCUUUCGGGAGAAUCAUACGACACCGAGUGCACUUAACUUAUCCCAUGUGGUGGUUAGUGCGAAAAGGCGAGAGGCCUCUCAGAUCUGAUAUCCAAACCCAUUAGUGUGUUGGGAUCUCGGUGACUAUCAGUGCUCCUGUCGCCCCGUCUCGCGGGCUUAGGACAAGGGCCAGGGCCAUCCCUCUCUAGGGUGGUCUCUGCCUGCUCGGUCAUGCCGCGUCAUUAUCUCACGGGUAUACCCUCAUGGUCAACCUGACUUCAAUACCUAUCGCGGGUACCCCUUGGGAUGACCCGACUUCAACAAAGGACCGAGGUAAAGGUCAAGAUAUCCGUGGGUUCAGAACAUCAAGGGGGAAUCUGCGGAAUCACCCUCGAUGGAUUCCUACUCGAUGUAAACGUUAAGGUGACCUUGGAGGAAUCACCCUUGGUAGGUCCACGCCUGGGGUAAAAUGUCAAGGUGAACUAGGAGGAAUCACCCUCAAUGGGUUCACGCUUGAGGUGUUGCACGACAGAGUCAUCAUUUGGAGUGGUGAACGAGGGAUCAUCCUCUAUAAUCCAUGAUCGAUUAGCUACGCUACAGAGAUAUCAUCAGGAGUGAGAUACGAGGUAUCAUCCUCGGCACUCGAUAGUAGCUCUGCAGAGUCGUACAUCUAAAGGGGGUUGCCGGUGAUGUGACAGUCUCUGCACGUCGAUCACAUUGAUCUAGUCAUCCAGAAGCAAAGCAUGGCAACACAGACAAGGGUGCGGGGCCACUGUUGGAUCACUUACCAAACUAUACUAAGCAUAUAAGAUAACAGGUAAAGUAACAACAUCAGGUUACAAAAGCAGGCUAUGCAUCAGAAUAUGAGCUAUCAAACAACAGUAGCAAAAUCCGAUGCAAGCAUGAGAGAGAUAGAAUGGGCGAUAUAGGAAUGAUCAAGGGAGUUUUGCUUGCCUGGAAGCUCUGCUGAAAGGGGCUGGUCGUGAGGAGCAUAGUCGUACUCAAGGCGUCAGCGUCGGUCUCCGGGUCAACUAGAGAGAAGAGAGGGAAGAAACAAUAGAUAUAAAGCAACCAAAUGCAUCACAAUGCAUGACAUGGCAAUAUGUUGUGACACGGUGACCUAAUGCAGUGCUACGCGUUACAGACAGAGCAGGAAAAUAUCUAGGAAUACUUUCCCGGCUUUAGGCAGUUAUCGGACAGACGAGUCGGAGGGGAAGGUUCCAUGUUUGCAGUGCUAGAGGCAUGUGACAGGUAUGUGGAGGGUAUAAACAGAUUCGUCUAAUUUUUUUCUGAUCGUUUUUCAUAUAUAAAUCAUUUUCAUCGAAGUUACGGUUACUUUUAUAUGAAUUUUCAAAGUUCUAAAUGGAUUUCCAAAAUUAUUAUUAUGAAUUUGAAUUAAAAAUAGAAUAUACUUUUGCCACCUAGUGCUAUCCUAGCCUGAGUGUACGACAGUGCGGGCCAGAGGGGUACCGACUCAGUAGUCAACAGUCAAAGUGUUGACUGAGGUGAAACACGAACAUUGUUGUGGGUUCCACACGUCAUUGACUAGACUUAAAUUAAAAGGUUAUUUAACUACGGGGGGCACCUGUUUGUGACUGUUAGUGAGGGGGAUUAGUACUAAUGGGGGUUAGCCCUAAUUAAACUGGGGUCGGGCCCCUUUGGCAGGGAGCUAGCCGGCCAGCAGGGCUGUGCCACGCACGGGCGCACCCAGGGGCGCCGGUGGCCGAAGUCAGCAGCGGUAGCAGGGCCGGCUGUAGUGGCAGGAGGCUGAAGCGGCAGCGGAGAAACAACAGCUAGCAAGCAGCAGCGCGACCGGAGUGCGGCAGGGCGCGACGAGCGCGGCUGCAGCGGGGCAGCAGGGACGAGCGUGGGCGUGCACGGGCGGCAGGGCACGCGCUGGUGGAGUGGGCUUUGGCCAUCGCAGAACAGUGGCAGAACGGAGGGGGGAGAGGGGAACCGGAGGAGGACUCACCGGGAGGCACAAGAAGGCCCGGUGAUGGCUUUGUAGCGCAGCGAGAUUGCAGAUCCAGGCGGAAAUCGACAACGGCCGAAGGAAGAAGACGAGCUCGAUCCCGUUGUUCGGCAGUUCCCUGGCUGGAUCUGGACCUUGUAGACGACGUGGAAGAUGACAGGGAAGCCGAGGGACAUGCUAACUUGGUGCGGGGACGACGAUAGCCGCGGCAAUGACGACGACGAGCGCGGUCACCGCAUGAGCUCCGAGCUCGUUUUGGAGCCGAGGAGGAGGGGGGUGCCGGGGUGCGAUGGCGAGCGAUAGGGGAUCGGAUGAGGAUGAGGUAGGAUUUCCGAGGGACAUAUUUGCAGGUCUAGUGGGGCUACGUUGAGUCCAUCCAUGGCCAAGGCACCAUGGUUUCGUGACACGCGCGCCCUAUGUCUCUCCUGUAGCAGGAGGUGAAGGAAGACCCAGUUGGGUUGUGCAGAUGCACUUCGGCCACCAAAGGCCCAGUUGCACAGUAGUUUGAUAGGCAUUUUUCUAUUUUCUGUUAUUCUUUCUGUUUCUUUUUAUUCCAUUUGUAAUGCAUUUCUUUUUAGUAACAAAUGAGUUUUAUAAAAUAUGGAAUUUGGCCACUUAAUUACAUUGCAAUAUUUGGCACUGCCACAAAAAGUUUGGGGGGUAAAUGAAUGCCUUAGCCCAUUUAAGCAAAUAAGUGAUGUUGUUUUCCUUAACAAAUAUUGUUAUGGAAUAUUUGCUAAAUGAUGAACUAUUUUACCAUCAUGUCUGUGAAACUUUCAAUUUCACUUGCAAUUUGAAUUGAUUUCAGAGGUGGAGUUUGAAAUGAGAUUUGAGCCCAUAGUAAUCAAGCAUUGCAAAGCAAAGUGACUUAUCACAAUCGUGAGGGAUUACUAUAGCUUAAUACAUGGGGGUGUUACAACUUCGUCAUUACACAUGACCCUCGUGUUGAUCGUUAUCUUCCUUUACUAUGAACGAACCCAAUUUUCUGGGGGAAAGAUUGGACUCUCGCACACCUCUGUCUGGUGCAGGAACAGAGAUGUUAUGUGCCUAUCUCCGGUUGUUAUUGUCGAAGCCGAGGGGGGUGGUCGGGCCACCGUGACCUCGCAAAGCUCCGCGCGAGGUGGAACUCCCAUCAACCUUCGGAUCUGGAUCCGUGUCCUCGUGCUUAUACAAACCCACCUUUACCUUAUCCAAAUCGAGAGCAAUCAUGUCGCAAAUGUUGUCCACCCUCGCGGACAUGAGAUUGUCGAGGGUCGCGUUGUUUCCCUCGAUGAUUUUGCCCAUGGAUUGGAGAAGCGUCUCACCUUGUGCUUGCAGCUUAUGUCCAAGUCGCUAACGAAUUAAUGGCGCGGCGGCUCGUAGACGGCGCGGCCUUUGGUGCUGAGCUUCUCCAUGACUUGUCGUCGUCGCCGGUCGCCGUACCUCAUGCGGUGGGGAUGAAUUGGUGGCGCCAGGACGGAGGCUCUGAUACCAACUGUGAGCUUCUCACCGAAUUCGUCAGUCAUGCCAUGAAUUCAUCCAUCUCAAGCUAUGAAUUUGAAAUUGGUAGAGGAAUACUACCCAACCUCCCUCACCUCUAUCCAGAUACAGGACGACCGUUCUAAGCCGUCCCAAUCGUUGCCGAAACGAGAAAGAGAAGGAUUGUGCUUAUUUAAACGUUAUACCCGCUAACAGGCUUAGUUCGGGCUUGCAAGCCACUGGGGAAGAUUCUUGGGCCGCGCCAACUUGGGCCGAGGAGCCGGUACUAUUCCAGUCUUGUUGUUGUCGACAAUCUCUUCAACAGGUAUGGUGCUCUGUAUUGCAUCUUCAGUAUUGCUGUCCUUUGGGUCACUGACAUGACCGGUCGAUCGCUCGCACCAGUCGACCGGCGCAUAGCAUCGACCUUUCAAAAGAAAACAAAAUAAAAAUGGAAACAAAAAAAGGACAAAAGAAAAUGAAAAAUUAAAAGACAAAAAAAACAGAACGGAAAAUAAGAAAUAGAGGAAAAAAACAACUAGAAUCCGGAAAAGGAGGAAAGGGGGGGAAGGUCGGCUGCAAGUGGACUAGGAAAGUGCACGUCACGUCUACCUUGUGCGAUAAGUUGACAAUUCGUAGCCAGAAAUAGGGUUACCUAAGUGAGUGACUACCAAGCAGCGAGCACCAUGCCAUGGAAUGUCCGAAACGGAAGUGCCAUACGGCGGCCGUCCAUUUUUGAUAGCCGAUCGGAAUUCGUCGCUCGGAGGCGGAGAGAUCCUUUAUUAUUAUUAUUAUUAUUAUUAUUAUUAUUAUUAUUAUUAUUAUUUUAUAUUUAGGUAAAGGCGAGGUUGCUGCUGUCGAUACGAACGAGGAACACAAUCGUCCGGCCCAUUAAUAGUAUGUGCGCGGCCCAUCGGACAACUUCUCUCGGUUUCUCACUUGAUGCCCUAAACUAAACCCCUGAAACUAAACCCCUGGUACAGCCGCAACGCGUCUAACUCUCCCGUGCAAAAAGAAGUUGGUCAUCCGAAACCCCUCAGAGCGCCGCCCCUCGCGCGCAGAAAGCCAGCUUUGCCCUCCGUGGCCAGCGGUCACCUUGAGCGGGCUUCUCCGAGGAAGAGCAGGAUGGUAUGGCAGGCGGCGCCGGCUGCGGAUGAGGCAGGGGAGGGGGACAAGCCCCUGACCGAACCCGUGGAGGAGGAGCUGGAGAGUCCGCGCAGGCGGCCUUGGGUGGUGGAGAAGGGGAAGGCGGCGCUGGUGGUGGAGAGUUCGAGCAGGCACAGUAAGUCGAUGGUUUCUCGGCUCGCCAAUAAGGGCAAGGCGUCUGCGGCUGAGGCGGAGAGGGGGAAGUUGGCGACGGUGGUGGAGGAGCUGGUCAAGUGUUCGCGCAAGCGGAGUAGGCCAGUGUCUUUCUGCCCCGCCCAGAAGGUGCCUACUAAGGGGAUCAAGGCCGCUGAGACUAAGGUGGCGGAUGUCGCUACGGCGGUAGGGGGGAAAGCGUGGGAUGCGAAGAUGUCCAUGGCCGAUCUUGAGCAUUUCAACCUUCUCAAGGAUUUGAACGCCGGAUCAAGGCCUUUACUUCCCAAAGUUUACAAGGUGAACGUCCAUUCUGCGCCCCCUUAUGAACUCGUUAAAGGCAAAAUGCAUGCUCCGGGUGGGAAACAGGAAUUCUACUAUUUCCAUAGCCAUCCGGCACCAGGCACGAGGGGGAGACGAUGCCGCCAUGUUGACGGUGGCGGCAUCUGGCGGCCGGAGAAUCGCACGUCAAUACUUGACGCGGACAAGUCCAUUUUGUUGCUCAAGAGAAAGCUGUCCUACAUGCUCACUGACAGUGGUGGAGUACCUGCGCGUACCGGGUGGUGCAUGGCGGAAUUCUCGCUAGAGAAUCAGCACGACAACGUCGACGAGAUGGUGUUGUGCAUUCUCUAUCGGUCUAAUCACAGCUAUCCAGAAAUAUCAACGACAGCCAGCACCUCUCUCGUCGCAGAGUUUACAUUGAUUGCGCAGGGAUGUGAUGCGGCGGAGGAGGACGGAGUAACUAUACACGAGUCGCUGGGAUCGCCCGGCAGCGACAUGCCAUCUCCAGGGCAGGCCAUGGACGAGGCGGUGGGUUUGGACAAUCUCCAUGAGCGUGGAUUGGAUAAGCUGAUUGUUUCAGAAGUUUCACCAGGAGGGCAACUUGAUGUUGAGCUCCUGCUGCUCAAUGAACUCAACGACUUCCUGCUGGCACCCGUUCAAGUUGAAGCUGAGGAGGACCAUGCGGAUCUUGAUCGUCCAGACAACGAUCCGAUAGUCGAGUUCACCGUUCCGUCGCUUGAUGUUGCCGACUACCUGCAGAUGCAAAAUGGAGUAGAGUCCUACCUGCAGAUUCCCAAUGAAAUCGAUGAGAACUGUACACCUGAAGUUGAGGCCCAACAUCACCAGAAGCAGAAGCAGGGACUCCAGGUGGGGGUGGGCGGCAGUGAAUCUAGCAAUGCUCUGGAAGAGGUCGGCUGGGAGCUGGACGGGUUCUGGGACAGCAUACUAGAGGGCGACGACAACAUCUACGACGCUGGGGUGCGUGUAACUGAGGAGGCUGCAGGACACGGCUACCGCAUUUCAUCUCAAGUGGCACCGUUUGUGGGCGAGCUUUUCCAGACGGAGUGGGAACCAACUGACAAUGGCCAGUGCACAUUGUUGUCAGAAGUACGGCCGCUCCACAACCAGGACGACUCCUUGGAUGAUUUGACGUCCUUGGCGAAUUUCCACCCAUAAUGGUAGGUGACAUGCAUACACCAAAUGGCUCCUGGAUACACUCGAAGACAUGAGACAUUAACCUUGCUUGAGUUGCAGGCUACGUACUGAGCAUCGUAUAGCUGUGUUGUUGUUUGUCUGUUCAUGUUUUGUAUCUGAAGUUUUUUUUACCUCCAUUCGUGUGCAAUGUACUGUAUGAACUGCCUGUUUUUACCCUAGGUUCCAUUUUAAAUGGAACCGGGGAGAUUUUUAUUCCGUUUAUCAAAUAAGCGAGGCAAGACAUUAAACAUUA